GGAGGCGCGGCGGGGAGAGGCGGCGGCCGCGCCGGCCCGCGCUGCACCGGGCAGAGAGGCCGGCGGGGAGCGGAAGGCAGCCCCGCACCGCGCCACCCCGCUCCCCCUCGGCCGCUCCGCCGCUGGCGGGGCGGCGAUGAGGCGGCGCUAAGCGGCGUUAGCGGCGCAGGGAGGGCGGCGCGGGCCCCCGCGCCCCGGCCGCCCCGUAGGAGGCCGCGGGCCGGCGGAGGCGGAGGGCGGCGGGACCCGCGGCGGAGCCGGAGCCGGGCGGCCAUGAUGCAGUGAGCGCUCCCUCCCCGCGCGGCCGGGCGGGGGCCCGCGUUAGCGCCGCUCCCGCCCGCCUCCUUACAUAACAUAACCCGGCGGCCGAGCGGGGCUGCGGCGGCAGCACCAGCGCCAUGGCGAAUGACAGCGGCGGCGGCGCCGGCCAGGGCGGCCAGGGCGAGAGCAGCGGCGGCGGCAGCAGCAGCGGCGGCGGCAACAGCACCAGCGAGCGCGAUCGGCAGUACUGCGAGCUGUGCGGGAAGAUGGAGAACCUGCUGCGGUGCGGGCGCUGCCGCAGCUCCUUCUACUGCAGCAAGGAGCACCAGCGCCAGGACUGGAAGAAGCACAAGCUCAUCUGCCGUGGCGGCGGCGCGGCGGCGGCGGGCGCGGCAGGGGGCGCUACCGAGCCCCGCGGCGGGCACCCCCCGCCGCCUCGCGCNNNNGGCGGGGCUGCGGCGAGCGGCAGCGGCCGGGCCGGGGCCGGCAAGGGCGCAGCGCCGUCGUCCCCGGACGCCCCCGCCGAGGCCGCCCCGCUGACCAACAACCACGUCGCCGCUGCCGCAGCUGCCAGCGGUGAGGCAGAGGCCCCGGCUGCGGCCCAGUCCCCGUCGCCCUCCGGGGAGGCGGUGCUGCUGUACCGGGACAAGUCGAACCUGUACCCGGGCGGCGUGCAGGCGGGGCCCGGCGGGGCCGCGCUGCGCCCCAACGGGCAGACGAAGUCGCUGGUGCCGCAGCGGCUGGCGCUGGAGUACAUCGUGCCCUGCAUGAACAAGCACGGCAUCUGCGUGGUGGACGACUUCCUCGGCAAGGAGCUGGGCGGGCUGGUGGCCGAGGAGGUGCGGGCCCUCCACCACACCGGCCGCUUCACCGACGGGCAGCUCGUCAGCCAGAAGAGCGACUCCUCCAAGGACAUCCGCGGGGACAAGAUCACCUGGGUGGAGGGCAAGGAGCCGGGCUGCCAGACCAUCCGGCUCCUCAUGAACAGCAUGGACGAUCUCAUCCGGCACUGCAACGGCAAGCUGGGCAACUACAAAAUCAACGGCAGGACGAAAGCUAUGGUGGCUUGUUAUCCAGGCAAUGGAACAGGAUACGUGCGCCAUGUUGAUAAUCCAAAUGGAGAUGGAAGAUGUGUUACAUGUAUAUAUUAUCUUAAUAAGGACUGGGAUGCCAAGGUAAGUGGAGGCAUCCUUCGGAUAUUUCCAGAAGGUAAAGCCCAAUUCGCUGAUAUUGAACCCAAAUUCGAUAGACUGCUAUUCUUCUGGUCUGAUCGCCGCAACCCUCAUGAAGUACAGCCAGCCUUUGCUACAAGGUACGCAAUAACAGUGUGGUAUUUUGAUGCAGAUGAAAGAGCACGAGCUAAAGUAAAAUAUCUAACAGGUGAAAAAGGUGUGAGGGUUGAACUUAAUAAACCUUCUGACUCAGUUGGGAAAGACGUUUUAUAAGCCUUUGAUUUAGCAACUCCCUGUGCUAUUCUCCCUGAUAAAUCUUGAUGCUAUCUAUUAACUUUUGAAUGUGAAUAACAAGAUAAAGGAAAAUCAACAACAAACCAACAUCUUAAUAAGGAAGCAAACAGUGUUUCAAUGUUGCAUCAAAUAGAAGGUUCUUUGACUGCUGAAGCAUUGUACUAUGUGAUUGUGACUCCAGGCCUGUGACUGCUUAUGUGAAGAAGAUAAGCAAUCAGUAAGAAACAGCAUAUGCAUCUGGACAUAAAUAAGUGCCCUACAUAGAAUUUGUCCAUUCUUAUAUUUUGCCAGACCUGUCAUCCAGCUGAAUCCAUUUCAUCUCUCCCUUUUUUUAUAUGGUAAAAGUUUGAAUUUUGGGUAAUUUUUGUAUGACCAGGUACAGUUUAUCAAAAUUGAGUCUUAAAAAAAAAAAAAGAAAAACUGAAAAAAAAGGAAAAAAAUUACAGUAUUCUCCAAAA
Messenger RNA from Neopelma chrysocephalum (saffron-crested tyrant-manakin), 2185 nucleotides. RefSeq names its product egl-9 family hypoxia inducible factor 1 (gene EGLN1). Gene Ontology annotation, cellular component: nucleus; cytoplasm. Gene Ontology annotation, biological process: peptidyl-proline hydroxylation to 4-hydroxy-L-proline; cellular response to hypoxia. The transcript has 6 exons. The record is from RefSeq and is a predicted model, not a curated record. The coding region runs from base 399 to 1706 and encodes 435 amino acids. NCBI's taxonomy places the organism in Eukaryota, Metazoa, Chordata, Aves, Passeriformes, Pipridae. Gene Ontology annotation, molecular function: L-ascorbic acid binding; ferrous iron binding; peptidyl-proline 4-dioxygenase activity.